Molecule: messenger RNA, 519 nt
Organism: Penicillium angulare
Lineage: Eukaryota; Fungi; Ascomycota; Eurotiomycetes; Eurotiales; Aspergillaceae
Exons: 1
Coding region: 1-519 (172 amino acids)
Source: RefSeq, a predicted model, not a curated record
AUGAAAUCAAAUAACCUAGUAAUGAAUCUUCCCCCUAUCACCAUCACGGCCAGGAGAAGCCCGCCUUUCCUUCACCACUACACCCGCUUCCUCUCCCUCCACCUACCCAAGCCCAUCUCUUCCCGCCAACGACUCUCUGAUUCACCCUCCAUCCUCCCCAUCCGCCGUUUAUCUUCACACCGAACCGAUCCAGACUUUGCUCGUGGGUUUGCAAUCGGGUGGUCCUGGCGCUUUCGAAGGCCCUCCCCUCCCCGCUCCCACCCUGCCACUAAGCGACACGGAGAUCCUUCUGAGCGGAUCAAGCAACGUGCAUCCCAUAUCGGUCCCUGCGCUGUUCGGCUCGUCUCCUUUAUCCCCGACACCUCAAUUGUUCCAUCUCAAGUCACCGAGGUAUGUCUGGUCUAUUCUUUAGAAUCGCCUGUCGUCGCUCUCGCCCUUUGCCCCCUCCCAACACCCAAGCGUCUUGCUUGCCCCGUGCGCGUGCUGCGGCAUCGCCCAUCGCCCAUUCGGGGCCGUUGA